CGCCCUCGGGCUUCGGGGGCUUCGGGGCAGCCAGCCAUGACCUUCGGGCGCAGCGGGGCGGCCUCGGUGGUGCUGAACGUGGGCGGCGCCCGGUACUCGCUGUCCCGGGAGCUGCUGAAGGACUUCCCGCUGCGGCGCGUGAGCCGGCUGCACGGCUGCCGCUCGGAGCGCGACGUGCUGGAGGUGUGCGACGACUAUGACCACGAGCGCAACGAGUACUUCUUCGACCGGCACUCGGAGGCCUUCGGCUUCAUCCUUCUCUACGUCCGCGGCCACGGCAAGCUGCGCUUCGCACCGCGGAUGUGCGAACUCUCCUUCUACAAUGAGAUGAUCUAUUGGGGCCUGGAGGGCGCGCACCUAGAGUACUGCUGCCAGCGCCGCCUCGACGACCGCAUGUCUGAUACCUAUACCUUCUACACCGCCGAAGAGCCGGGCGCGCUGGGCCGGGACGAGGCGCGACCGGGCGGUGCCGAGGCCGCCCCUUCCCGGCGCUGGCUGGAGCGCAUGCGGCGGACCUUCGAGGAGCCCACGUCGUCGCUGGCCGCGCAGAUCCUGGCCAGCGUGUCGGUGGUGUUCGUGAUCGUGUCCAUGGUGGUGCUGUGCGCCAGCACACUGCCAGACUGGCGCGCCGCGGCGGCCGACAACCGCAGCCUGGAUGACCGGAGCAGGUACUCCGCCGGCCCUGGGAGGGAGCCCUCCGGGAUAAUUGAAGCUAUCUGCAUAGGUUGGUUCACUGCGGAGUGCAUCGUGAGGUUCAUCGUCUCCAAAAACAAGUGUGAGUUUGUCAAGAGACCUCUGAACAUCAUUGAUUUACUGGCAAUCACACCGUAUUACAUCUCCGUGUUAAUGACCAUAUUUACAGGCGAGAACUCUCAACUCCAGAGGGCUGGCGUCACCUUGCGGGUGCUUAGAAUGAUGAGGAUUUUUUGGGUGAUUAAGCUGGCCCGUCACUUCAUUGGUCUUCAGACACUUGGUUUGACUCUCAAACGAUGCUACCGAGAGAUGGUUAUGUUACUUGUCUUCAUUUGUGUUGCCAUGGCAAUCUUUAGUGCACUUUCUCAGCUUCUUGAACAUGGGUUGGACCUGGAAACAUCCAACAAGGACUUCGCCAGCAUCCCCGCUGCCUGCUGGUGGGUGAUUAUCUCUAUGACUACAGUUGGCUAUGGAGAUAUGUAUCCUAUCACAGUGCCUGGAAGAAUUCUUGGAGGAGUUUGUGUUGUCAGUGGAAUUGUUCUUUUGGCGCUACCUAUCACUUUUAUCUACCAUAGCUUCGUGCAGUGUUAUCAUGAGCUCAAGUUUAGAUCAGCUAGAUAUAGUAGGAGCCUCUCCGCUGAGUUCCUAAAUUAAUGCGUUGCAAAGCAAUGCUUGCAUACUCUUCAUUUGAUCUAGUUGACGCUACUUCAUAUUUAUGUGUUUCUUGCUGGGUGAGCACUGCAGUGGUCCCGUCAUCACCUUGGUAGAGUAAAGGUUGUCCUUCCCAGCUGAAGGGAUAAAAGAAUUUACUUAUUACGGAGUAUAGAAGAUUGAGACUGCAAAGGAAAGGGAAUGUCUCCUAGAAUAAAUUUUGAGAUCUUAUUUAGACUUGUCUCUUCCCUGCCUUGAACAAUUACACUUUUUGUGUUUGUUUUAAAGUAUAUUAUUUGAACAUUUUAAAACUGAAAGCUACUAUUUUCCAAAUGUUCUUCCAUCUUGUGAAUACAGAAGAAGCUUGGAAGUUACAGUGUUUUUUGUUGGAGAGUAACAUUUUCAUUUCUAAAUGUUUUAUAAUCUCUUAUAUCAAUGUCAGAAGUAUCCUGGAAACAUAUGUCAGAUGCAGGAACUGUUUAACAAAUACUUUGAAAAUUUGGCCAAAUUUUAAAAUGUAGAGUGGAGCUAGUAGAUACAAGCAAGAAUAGUAUUUGAAAAACUUCUCCGGCAUAUUUCUCAAUUAUCUGAUUUAUUUUUGUUCUUAUUCUCCUUAUCAUACCAUAGUAUAAUAUGGUAUGAUAUCAUACCUUAUCAUACCAUAAUAUGAUAUGGAAGCUUGAGUAUGUUCUUUCUUUUCCUUUUUGGAUUUCUUUUUUCUCUGUCUUGAAAUGACUUAAAAAGAAUGUUGUAUUGUUUUGCAUUUUAUUGGACUUCGUUUUAUUUGAAUUCAUUGCUGCUACUAGAUGUUAAUUGUCCUAACAUUCAGAUGUCCAAAUAAGAUUUCCAACAUUAAAAUGAUAAUAGAAAUAGUUUGAUAUUGCAACCCAUAUUUAUCUUCUUCUGCUCUUAUUGGUUUUUAUUUUUUUUUUUACUAAACACCAUGUGUUUAAUAAGACUUAAGAUGAAAGGAUAUUUAUGUAACCAUUUUAUACCAAAGUCAUACUUAGAUGUUGUCACUGGAUUGUCUUAAAAAAGAAAUGAAACAUUUUCUUACUCUUGGUUGCUGUGUAGCUAAGCCAAUUUUAAACCAGCUAAAAGCGAUGAAUACAUCAGUAUUUGAGUAGAUCUUCACCAUUGGCAAUUAUAGCUAUGCCAAAACUUCUUGUAACAACAUUGAGUAAUAUGCCACACUAAUCUGGCUAGGUUAUUAGGACUGGUUAAUGUAAACUGAUGAUGUUAACAAUCUGAACUAGAAUUUUGCUUUGUUAACCAGUUGCCGUAAAGCCAGCAAUAUAUAAACACAAAAAACUAAAGUCAUUGAUUCAUGAAUAAUUUAAUAUUAUACAUUGUAAUUUAAUGGGGAUGGGAGAGGGAGCAGAGGAGAUUGAAAGGGGAUAUAUUUAUCAAGGAAAGGGUUACCAGAAGUGUUCAUUAAGGGAAUAUUAGCCAUCAUCUAGUUCAAACCUUAAGUAUAGGUAGAAAACCAGGGCAAGAGAGGAUGUGAUUGUGAAGGAGUUAGGAUUAAAACCUGAACCUCUGAGAACCUAGUCUAGCAGCUUAUUUCUUAACACACCCCUGGGUUUCAAGAAAAGCCUUGAGAAGCCACUCUCCUUUGCUGUUGCCCCUGUUGAGGUAAUAAUAGCAAAACCAUUCCUCUUCCCUGACUUCCUUUCCUGAGUUUAGGUAAUGUUUUGAUCAUUAAGACUCUCAUCCCAGGACUUCCCUGGUGGUCUAGUGAUUAAGACUCUGAGCUUCCACGGUAGGGGGCAUGGGUUCAAUCCCUGGUCAGGGAACUAAGAUCCCACGUGCCCCACAGUGUAACCAAAAAGCAAACAAACAAAAACCCCGAAAACAGGACUCUUGCCUCAUCUUGCCUACUAUUGCACACUGGUAUGUUACUUAUUACAUACUCCAAUUCGUUUGUUUAUUGUAUUUGUUUAUUGUAUAUUCAUUGUACUCCAAUAUAUUUGAAAUAGAUAGCAUGGAUUUCUUACCUAUUUUGAUGAAAGCUUUGUCAUUUAUGCAAGUAAUAGCCAAGUGAUAGCAUCCCCAUAUUCCUAAUAAGACAGCCAUCCAUUUUGCUGGCACUGGGAACUCCUCAUGAGAAUAUGUCUUAUCUCCCCAAGUCAGGUUUAACUAUCCUGAAGGCCUGGAUCCCCUCUCUCGCACACACCUUCAUGUCCCCACAGCAUUUGUGAUAGACUUGGGCACAAACUGUUGACUGAUCUGGGAAGAGAAACUACUUUCGGAAGAGGCAGGGGGAAACCUAUGCCUGGACGUGUGUGUGCGGAGCCACCUGUGUGAAUACACAAGCAGACUUUGAGGCUGCCCUGAAGUAACUAGUAAGAAAUCUCUUGGUGAUGUCAGACUUUUCACAGGCCCAGUUCUCAUAAAGGAGCAUAUUAGAUAGAUGCCAGUGAUGGUCCAACCCCCACUGUACUUUAGAUGCUGAUGAGACCUGGUAGACUGGCUCAUUCAUGACUGAAAAAAGUAUACAUCAUGGAUAUUGUAGGUUUUUCGGAUUGAAGGUGUUUUCUUCUAAGCUUCCCUGGUGUUAUUGCCUUAAAAAAUAGUAACUGAGUAACACUUCUUUCAUAGUUGUACUUUCAGAGAUUCCUCAUCACUCAAUCUUCAUGGCAGAAAUGCUUUCGAUAGGACCUGUAUUAGUCCCAGUAAGUCAGAUAUUAUCUUAAAUUAGAAUGCCCGAGGAGGAAAGAGGAAGUCCAAAUGUUUGUUCUCAUUUUAUCAUCCCUGAGCUUUUGUGACUUGAUCUUACAUAUAACUUAUUUUGUUGUUCUCUGAAGUGGGAUUCUUCAGGAUAAAGUUCCAAAGUUAGGGAACAUAUUUGAAAGUGAACAUACUCUAACAAUUCAAGAUCUUAUCUUUUUUCUUUUACAACUCUAUUGUUUUUGCCGGUAGCUGUAGUUGCCUUUACUUUUCUGUAGGGUUUUAUAGUUACUUGUAAAACAUGUUUCUAAGUUCUUACUUUCUUAAAAAUGUGGAAAUGUAUUCUUUCAUAGUGGCUAUCAGUAAGUCAAAAUAAUAUGUUCUGUUUUUAAACUUUCGUCCAGAUGUCCUAGGUCUCCAGUGAUUUGGGAGGAGGAGAAAUGGGGUUAAGUUGGAUGUGGAUAUUGGAAGAAUUUUCUCUGUUGGCUUGGUAUUUUCUAGAAGCAGCUUAUUUUUCCUCUUUGCUAUAGAAAUGAAAAUUAAAAAAACUAAAAACUCCUAGCUCUGUUUUACUAUUAAAGCUUAUAUAGCUCCAAAUUUAAUAAAUUUAAUGCAUAGCUUCACAGAAUAAUCCCAGUGCCCUCUGACCCUACAUAAGUGUACACUUACGGUAUGCAAUAUACAUUCCAAUCAAACCUGGUAUAAAUAUUUCAUAGGGUUGUAAUAAAUGACAACUAAAGGGCCCUGGAGGCCUUCUGGUUUACCUUGCAUCUUUUUACAUCCUUCAUUCUAUCCAAAUGUUUGCAACUUUGCUCCCAGUGGGUUGUGAUUUAGCCAUCAUCCCCCAUACGGAGCCCAGCUAGCCCUGGUUUGGCUGGAACUUCCUUGGUUUUAGCACUAACUGUACUCCCAUCCUGAGAAAUCUCUUAGUCUCAGGUGAUCUGGUACAGUUAGUCACCCUAGUGUCAGAUCAGGCCUCAGAAACCUGAUUUUCAGACUUUUUGAUUCAGCACCCUUUGGAUUUACUUUGUUUUUUUUUUUUUUUUAUUGUAACAUCAGAAAGCAUGAAGGAUUUCUCUUAAAAAUGUUUUGGGGUCCUUUUUAUAGGUCACAUAAAAAUCAGACGUUGCUUUUAGGUGCCCUGCAUGUCAGGAAGGAAGACUUGGAACGAGUGUAUAAGGAACUCAGAUUUUCAAUACAGUUUUUAAAUUGCAAAACUUCACAGUUGUGCACUUACUCACAUGUAAGCAAAUAAGUGCAGUUAUUUCAUAGUUUAUCAUUGCAUUAUUUAGAAGGGCCAGGUUGAGAAAUGUCAGAGCUGAAGAGGAAGUAACAUGGGUUGAAGCAUUAAUGGGAUGUUCUGGAAGAAUUCCACUUUGGUCAGAGAAGGUUUCAUACACUUCUCUGUUUGUUCAGCAUGCUUUCAUAUGGUGUUUUGCUUCCUGCUUUUCCAGACCCAUCUGUACUUGGAGGACUGGGCAUGUCAGUUCUGCCCCUGUAAGUAAACUAGUAAUUUGCUGCCCCAUGCCGUUGAGCCUGCCACAGACUUGUGAAAUGCCACCCACAAGCAUGACUACAUUGUCCCAUUCUGUCGUUAACUUUUAUUUUGCCUUUACCAAUUCCACACUUAUACCUAAACUUUGGGAUUUUUGCAGUUCUCCCAGACAUUCCUCAGCUACUGAGAUUUUGAAGUAGUAUCGUGGUGGUGGUUUAGUCACUAGGUUAUGUCCGACUCUUGCGACCCCAUGAAAUUUUCCAGGCACAAAUACUCAACUGGGUUGCCAUUUCCUUCUUCAGUGGAUCUUCCUGGCUCAGGGAUUGAACCUGAGUCUCCUACGUGGCAGGUGGUCUCCUACACAGCAAAAUGAAUGAAGGAAAAAUACAUAGCUAUGGCCACACACACACUUCUCUUGUAUCAGAGUUGAGGAUUUAAACUCAAAUACUGCUCUCCAUUAAGGAAUUCAAAUUCUUUUGUUCUCUGCAUUGUCAUUUUUACUGCUGAGCCUCCAGGGAAGCUUGCAGACAUUCCUAAUAAGCACUUGAACUUUUGAUUAUUGGUGCGGCUGAAUCCUCAGUUUAUUAUUUGUUAAGGAAUUGAAUUGGAUAAUCUGCAUUUAUGCUACCAGUUCAGUUCAGUCGCUCAGUUCAGUAACUUAGUUCAGUCGCUCAGUCUUUGCAACCACAUGGACCGUAGUAGCACGCCAGGUUUCCCUGUCCAUCACCAACUCUUGGAGUUUAUUCAAACUCAUGUCCAUUGAGUUGGUGAUGCCAUCCAACUAUCUUAUCCUAAUUUUGAACAGAUUAAUUUUACAUAGCUUUGGUGAGAAUCCUUUGGUUUAUAUUUUAAAAUAUCAACACUAUCCCAAUAUACAUUUAGUGGAUGAAAGCCAGAGGGAAUAUAUAUUAUUUGGAGUUCACCUACCAGGACUAAGUAAUGCUUUGUCAUUUAUGUCUGGAAUAGUAUUUUUGUUUAAUUUAUACAACAUUGUAUUGAAACGGAAACUAAAAUUUCCCAUGACUUUAUACUUUAUCCCUUCUAGACUUCAAUUAUUUUGAUCGUUUUGAAAUAAUUCUAUAGUUCUGCCCAUGACCGAGUAGAGGCCAUUUGUGGUGUGUAUUGUUAUAAAGUGUUUUUUUGUUCUGUUUUUCUUUUUCAUUAAAGAAGUGUAAAUAAUGACAGGUGUUUUUGCUGUAUUAAAAUACAGUGAUUUGUUCAACUUAACAUACGGCUGUUUAACUAUGUGUUAUGAGUUUUAUCUUGCAGGUCCAUUGAAUUUCCAUGCUUUCCUUCUCUACAAUGCAGAGUACAGGAGAAUUUGACUUCCUUAGUGGAGAGCAGUAUUUGAAUUUAAAUCCUCAACUCUGAUAAAUGCAUGUUUUUCCUUUCAUUUAUUUUAGCCAUAGCCACUCUUUCAUAUGAAAUGUUUGAAAGUAAAAUGCAAAAUUAUGAAAUCAAUAUCAUGCUUAGCUUUCAGGUCCAUGUGAAAGACUGUUUAUUUUUUAUUCAUCAGACAGAAGUGGAAAGUUUAGAUGUUUUUGCUUUGAGAUAAACCACCUAAAUUCUUACCUGUAUUUUUACUGAUUCAAUAAUCUUUACCAUUGGAAGGUUUUUUUUUUUUUAAAUAAGUAAUUCAAAUUAUAUAAUAGUAUAGUUUUUAAAUUAUAAUAAUGGGUCAUGGUUCCCUUCUUGAAAACUUCGGCUUACAUAAGAAUCACUUUUAAUUAGCUCUUCCAAUCAACUCAGUUUAAAAAGAUCAGAAAGAAAUUAAACAUAUGUAUGUUUGUGUCUUUUUCUUAAAUACAGUUUUAUUAAUGCACUUUUCUGUGCUCCAGUGCAUGGCAGAGAUGGGAACAUUGUAGCAUGCAACAAAUAAUUAGGUGCAUCCACUUUUUAUAAUAAGUAGGUUUCCAAACAUUAGUAUGAAAAGAAGUUUGUAAACUUCAUCAUAUUUCAUGUACAUAAUAAUGGAUGUGUACAGGAAUUCAAGUAGGGAAUUCUUUUAACCCGUGAGUCAUCUUUCUAUUGUGUUACUAUCUCCUAAUUUAUGUGUUUUUUAGAUUUGACUUUUUAUAUAUGUAAGAAUGAGGUCUCUUAUGAAGAGCGUACUUGCAUGGGGAUCAGACUCAGAUCAAAUUAUUGAAUAGCAGCUAUGUAUGAAAUCAGAUUUGAGGAAUUAUAGCAUUUGACUUAAUGAGAAUUUUUGUUAGCUAAUAGAAGGAUGUGAUUUCCUGAUCCCCUAAAAAGUUAUCUGAGAGGUAGCUGGAGAUGAAAGGAUGAAUACCUUCCUUUUAUUAUUUGUUCUAAAUCUUUUCUGCCUUUCCCUUUCUCAGUUUAGUAAUUCACUUCCUAUUCUGUUUAAAACCACAUAAGUGAGGUUAAGCAUGUCAUCACCAUGCCAAGGGGCAAGCAAGGGGCUGGAAAGAAGAAUGAGAAAUAGUUACAGGAUAUUUGACUAAAUUGAUCAAUGCAUUGUUAACAUUGUGGUUUUGUUGAUAAACUUUAGGCAAUUUGGGAAGGUUCAGUUCAGUUCAGUCGCUCAGUCGUGUCCGACUCUUUGCGACCCCAUGAAUUGCAGCACGCCAGGCCUCAGGGGAGUUAAAAAGUGGAACUAAAUAAAUAUAAGGUGGUAUUAACAAUGUGCGUGGUUUUUUGUUUUUUACAACUGGAGAUAUAAUUCACAUACCAUAAAAUUUAUCAUUUUUAAAGUAUGUAAAUCUGUAGUUUUUCGAAUAGUCACAGAGCUAUGUAACCAUCACUACCAAAUGUUCUAAUUCUAGAACAUUUUCUUUUUCAUUUUUGGCUGCACUGGAUCUUUGUCGCUGCGCGUGGACUUUCUCUGGUUGCGGUGAGCGGGGGCUACUCUCUAAUUGUGGUGCGCAGGCUGCCCAUUGUGGUGGCUUCUCUGGUUGUGGAGCAUGGGCUCCAGGGCACACGGGCUUCAGUGGUUGUGGGACACGGGCUCAGUGGUUGUGGUGCACGGGCUUACCCUGUGGCUUAUGAAAUCUUCCAGGUCCAGGGAUCAAACACGUGUCCCCUGUAUUGGCAGGCGAGUUCUAAUCCACUGUGCCACCAGGGAUAUCCUAACACAUUUUCAUGUACCCCCUACUCUUUUGCAGUAACUCCUCACUCCUCCCUUACCCAUCUCCUGACAACCACUAAUCUGCUUUCUGUCUCUAGGGAUUUGCUUAUUCUGGACAUUUCAUAUAAAUGGAAACGUGGCCUUUGUGUCUGUCUUUUAUCGCUUAGCAUAAUGUUUUGAAGUCCAUCUAUGUCGUAGCAUGGAUCAGUACUUCAUUCUUUUUAUUGUUGAAUAAUUUUCUAUUGUAUGGAUGUACUACAUUUUGAUUAUCCUUUUCUCAUUUAAUGGACGUUUGUGUUAUUUUUACUCUUUGACUGUUGUGAACAAUGUUAUUAUGAACAUUCAUGUACAAGUUUUGUGUGAAUGGUAUGUUUUUCAUUUUCUUGGUAUAUACCCAGGAUGAGAUUCCUGGGUCAUAUGAUAAGUGAAUGUCGCUCAGUCAUGUUCAACUCUUUG
Messenger RNA from Bubalus bubalis (water buffalo), 9050 nucleotides. RefSeq names its product potassium voltage-gated channel modifier subfamily G member 3 (gene KCNG3). NCBI's taxonomy places the organism in Eukaryota, Metazoa, Chordata, Mammalia, Artiodactyla, Bovidae. The coding region runs from base 37 to 1347 and encodes 436 amino acids. The transcript is spliced from 2 exons. Gene Ontology annotation, biological process: protein homooligomerization; potassium ion transmembrane transport. Gene Ontology annotation, molecular function: delayed rectifier potassium channel activity; protein binding. Gene Ontology annotation, cellular component: voltage-gated potassium channel complex; membrane. The record is from RefSeq and is a predicted model, not a curated record.